Molecule: messenger RNA, 2034 nt
Organism: Penicillium antarcticum
Lineage: Eukaryota; Fungi; Ascomycota; Eurotiomycetes; Eurotiales; Aspergillaceae
Gene: zfpA
Exons: 3
Coding region: 1-2034 (677 amino acids)
Source: RefSeq, a predicted model, not a curated record
AUGCAACCUUUAGAAUUCCUCUUCAACCUCCUUACAUCUCGCACGUUGCCUUUCCGUGGUUGGCGUCUCUGGUUAGCCGAGCGGGCCGCGAUCUCGCCCAAGAACCUUGGUAUCAUUGAGGGCAUGACGACCUCUGAUUUCGUUCUAUUUCCCAUGGCUUUCCAAAGAUCUAAGCAAUAUUUCAUGGAUCCCGUCGACAUGUUUUACCCGGUGGAUGUCUACGGACAAACCGACCUCUCCCGUCUUCCCCAUUCGUACUUCGAUACCCACAUGUUCGAGUCCGAGCUCAAGAACCCCAAUUUCUCUAUGCCUACAACACCUCCUUCCGCAUACUCUACAGAGCCUCAGGUUCCCACCGGCUCUGCUGCCUCUGGGCCAUCCAUUGCGAGCGCAUCCUCCUCGGCUAUGGGAUCUCCAUAUUCAGGGACCGCGCAUGCUUUCCAGGAAAACUGGGUCAACACGAACAACGGGCUGGGCUUACCAGGUGUAGUCAUGAAUGACUUGUUCCCGCAAGAGUAUAUGGGAAACACCAUGGACAUGGACACGCUCUACCAAGAAAAGUUCCCGGACAGUUAUGUCGACCCUUCUUUGAUUCAGCCAGCGCAACAAAACCAUGGUCUUACUCCCAUUAUUUCAUAUCCCGAAAACUCCAACUCCUACUCUAACUUGCCACACAACUACCUUGUGCCUUCUCCCGCAACUUCUCCCCUUCCAUAUAAUGAUAUCGCAGAGCGCCAACCCUCACCGCGCUCACACCCGGUGCAGCAUGCCGGACCAUCGCCUUUGAUGGUACCACACUCACAGGCCCACUCGCGGCCAGUCUCAUUAUAUGAUAGACGGUCUUCUAUCUCCUCCAUCCGAUCGCGACGCUCGCAGCACAGCCCGGCGAUGAGCAGCAUCGAGCCCGAUGAUGAGUCCAGUGAGAAAGGGCGUUGCCCACACCCCGAGUGUGGACGCGUCUUCAAAGAUUUAAAAGCCCACAUGUUAACUCACCAGUCAGAACGGCCAGAGAAGUGCCCGAUUCUGACCUGUGAGUACCACACCAAGGGAUUCGCUCGCAAAUACGAUAAGAACCGCCACACCUUGACCCACUACAAGGGAACAAUGGUCUGCGGUUUCUGCCCGGGACCUGGAUCCCCUGCCGAAAAGAGCUUCAACCGCGCUGAUGUCUUCAAGCGUCAUUUAACUUCCGUCCACGGUGUGGAACAAACACCACCCAACUGCCGCAAGCGCAGCCCUGGCGCAUCAUCAAAGAAGGGCACAAACUAUAGCAGCGAUGCCACCGGCAAGUGCUCAACCUGUUCCGCGACUUUCAGCAAUGCCCAGGACUUCUACGAACAUCUCGACGACUGUGUCCUCAGCGUGGUGCAGCAAGAAGAGCGCUCUGAGGCCAUCAAUCAGCAGCGCCUUGCUGAAGUUGCCGGCGACGAGGAGGUCAAGAAGACCAUGGAAAAGCACCAACUCGACGUGUCCUCCCCCGUCGAUACAUUCAAUGAUUACGAUGAGCUGAACGAUGACGAUUCUCAUGACCUCUCCAACUGGGCUGCCGGUCGCAGCGGACUAAAAUCUACCAAGGGGAACAACAUUCCCUCCUCGCGUCCCAUUAUUGGAUCAGGCAAUGCUAUUUCCAAAACAAAGCCCCCUCGCGCAGUCGCAACCCGCCGUCGCAACAACCGUGGCAACUACCCUCAGUCCUGGGGUUGCCCCAGCAGCAGCAUCAAGACCAAGAAGCGUGUUCUCUGCGUCUUCGAUGGCCCGCGCCGGCUGUGGAAGGACGAGAUGAUGCUCAACAAUGAAUUUGAGGUUCGUGUCCGACUUCCUCGUCGCCCUGAGGAUGACCGCGAUGCCUAUGUCACCGAUCUGGAUAUCGAGACUCUCAACCGUGCUGAGGGUGUUCUAGGUGCUACUGACGAGGAACGCGGUCCUUGGAUCGGUGGCCCAUCGUCCUAUAUUAUGGGCCAGCCGGCAAUGCCUUUGCCGGAAAUGUGCCAGAUGCAUGAUGACGAGGUUUCCAUCAAUGAAUUAAUGGCUUGA